AUGCUGCGCUCUUCUGUUGCACCGGGUCGGCAGCUGCUGUUGUCUUCCGUUCGCCAACGGACGGCUUCGCAAUGGCUGUCUAGAGCUGGGGCUAGCAACCGGCUCUCUGGUCAGAGAUUCUUCGCCGAUGCCAAACCUCCUACCAGUGCCCCUACCCCUGUCUCCCCAUCAUCCGAAACACCCAUUCCCCCGGAGACUGUUCCCAAGCCAUCGCCUAGUGAGCAAGAUUCUCAGACUCCUCCACCGCCCCCAACCGCCCCGGCUCGUAAAACGGGACGCUUCCGAAGAUUCCUUCUCUACCUGAUUCUCACAUCUGGUUUCGCCUACGGUGGAGGUGUCUUCCUUGCAUUGAAGUCCGACAAUUUCCAUGAUUUCUUUACGGAAUACAUUCCAUAUGGCGAAGAGGCUGUUCUCUACUUCGAGGAACGGGACUUCUAUCGUCGUUUCCCGAACACUCUGAAGGGUCAGGCCCGCAUCUCUGGACACAAGGAUGAGAGCAGGAAGGUUACAAUCCCAAGAGAGAGUGGUCUUACUUCGAAGGCUGCAGAGGAGCAGGGUUCUGGAAGCGAUCUUUCUCAAAAAGGCCCCCAUAUGAGUGCUGUCAAGGGUGACGAAGCCCAAAUCAAGACCGAGAGUGCUAAGCCUGAACAUAAGACCGCCGCCGUCGAGAAGGCUAAGAGUGACAAGGCCGCUAAGGAUCAGGCACCCAAGAGCAGUGAUAAGAACGCCGAGGAACCUAGACAACCAGCACUGCCUGCUGUGACAACCUUGGAGUUCGCUCAGGUCAAUGAGGGAGAUGAAGCCAUUGUGCAAGAGUUGGUGAAGACUUUCAACGACAUCAUCACUGUUAUUAGUGCCGACGAGAACUCUGGCAAGUACUCUACGCCUGUUGCCAAAGCCAAGGAGGAGCUCCAGAAGAUUGGGGAGAAGAUCAUCGCGGUCAGAGAAGAAGCCCGUCGCGCAGCGCAGGAGGAGAUCACCAAAGCCCAUGCCACUUUCGACGAGUCUGCUCGCGAGCUUAUCCGCCGGUUUGAGGAGUCGCGCGCUGCUGAUGCUGCCCAGUUCCGGGAGGAAUUUGAGUCGGAGCGGGAGAAAUUGGCUUUUGCUUACCAAGAGAAGAUCCAGACAGAGCUUCAGAGAGCUCAAGAAGUUGCUGAACAGCGUCUUCAGAAUGAAUUGGUUGAACAAGCCAUUGAACUCAAUCGCAAGUACCUCCACGAGGUGAAGGAUCUUGUCGAGCGAGAGCGUGAGGGCCGUCUUAGCAAGCUCAACGAACUGACCGCCAACGUUAGCGAGCUGGAAAAGCUUACUAGCAGUUGGAAGGAUGUGAUCGAUACUAACCUGAAGACCCAGCAACUUCAAGUCGCUGUGGAUGCAGUCCGCUCCGUCCUUGAGCGCUCCUCGGCCCCUCGUCCAUUUGUUCGAGAGCUUGUUGCUGUGAAGGAACUCGCUGCGGAAGAUCCUGUGGUUGAGGCUGCGAUUGCAUCUAUCAAUCCUACCGCAUACCAGCAUGGCAUUCCCUCAAAGUCUCAAAUCAUUGAGCGUUUCCGCCGCGUCGCUGAUGAGGUUCGCAAGGCAAGCCUUCUACCUGAGGAUGCGGGCAUUGCUAGCCACGCUGCCAGCCUCGUCUUGAGCAAGGUCAUGUUCAAGAAGGACCCUGCUGCCCACAGCGAUGAUGUUGAGAGUGUCCUUGUUCGCACCGAAAGCCUCCUGGAAGAGGGUGACCUUGAUGCCGCUGCACGUGAGAUGAACAGCCUGAAGGGGUGGGCAAAGAUUCUGAGCAAGGAUUGGCUCGGAGACGUGCGCAGAGUCCUGGAAGUGAAGCAAGCUCUAGAGUCCCUCGAUCACCGUCACAUACCCCCCCUUUUUCUAUCGCCCGGGACCGAACAACACUCCGCUUUGGCUCUGAUGUCGCAGAGGACCGAUGCAUCGCCUACGCCACCAAAUCCUCUCCCCAGAGUGGAAGAGAAACCGGUUAGAUCUGGCUCGUGGCGCUCUUCUCGUCGAUUUGAAUCCAACGACAAACCCGGCCGGCAAAGGAGCCUGCGAAUGAGCGAAGGACGAGAGAGUGGGGAGCUGGAAGGCAGCACACUCGGUAGCAGCUCCCGCGACGGGGAUAAGGGUGGCCGAGGAUCUCGACGAACACACAGCUCAGGAGGUUUCUUACUGGACUCUUCAUUCCUACCCAGAUCAAGUAGCCUCCGACAUAGUUAUCAUCGCGCUCAUCACUCGGAAUCGGAGCGAAGGGAGAAGCGUGGAACACCCCCCGAUUCGGAGAUUGUGGUACCCAAGAAGCGAUCGCGAUUUCCUUGGAGCCGCCAAAAAGAGUCAACUAAGGAAUCUCCAGCAGCGGCCCCGGAGAGAAAAGUUUCCCAAGAAACCUCUGGUCCGUUACAUUCACGACAAGAUGCAGUACUUGAUCCGUCACAAACUACGGAAGCCAGAAGCGAGGCUCCCCUGGGCCUGGAUAGGGACUCAUUGCAAAUCGUCAAUCUGGCCUUGAAUUUGAGCGAAUCUAGAAGAGUAAAUACUCAUGGUCGAGUGCCUUCCGGCCGCGUUGCGGGAGGAGGAUGGACCGCGUCUGCAGGUCAGCCUUCUGUUUCACCUAGUGAAAGCCGUGCACCUAUUGCACUGGGCAGUCAAAAUGACGGCCCUUAUCCUCAACGCAGCUUUAGUCAGAUGCCCGUUGAUGAUCGCUCGAAGCUUUUGGGCGCCUCACAUGUGGACCACGCCGUGCAUGCACCGUCUUCUGUCUUAAAUCUGCUGCCCGAUUCUGCCAAUUCAAACUCCCUGCCACACGUAUUUUCGGACGGCACGCUUGCUCGAGCUGAGAAGGCCCGGUGCCAUUUCGAGCUCUUCUCAGAAUAUCUCCGAUUGCUUCCUUCGCUUCCUCCUCUGAAACCGUACGAGGCACACGCGGACCCAGAUUCUACUUCAGCUGGUGCUGGCGUCCCCGUUCCAGGUCGCUCGUACAACCCUCUUCAAUCUAUCCGGAACCGCAAAGUUAGAUUCCGCGAGCGAUGUCCCAUCGAUACGGAAGCAGAAGGCUGGACUAAUGUCGGCAAAGUUCAUGAAUGGGUCGACUUAAUCAGGGACCAGUACAAUCAACAAGAUCAUAGCUCUUUCGAAUGCUUGAAGCUCCCACCUUUCCAUCAAGGCUCGAAGGACUUGUCACAUAAAGAACCGGAGGAUGAUGAGAUUAUCGCAGCCUCUCCUUCCUCCAGUCUGAGGCGAGCCAGUCGUGCGAGCAGCGUAAAGGCUCGCAGACCAAAAUCUGAUUGGAUGAUCUCCCCACCAGAACUUUUGGCUGAUAUCGCGUGGGUUGAGGAUAUACAAAAUAAAAGCAAGCUUAUCGAUAAAGAUGGGAAUAAUCUAUACCCCGAUCCCGUAAUGUUGAUCCCAUCCGAUGCCCUCAAAAUCAAAACUAGGAGCAUUCAAGAAGAGCUCCCAUCCAGGCGGGAGUCGGUAGACACAGACCAGCCGACCUCCCGCACUUCUUUAUCGGACGCUCACCCUGGGCUGACACCCGAGUUCAAACGGAUUGGACGGGGGAGACGGCGGCAUAGAUUUCAAGGUCCUUCUCAUAUCGUUCGCAGCAGUGGUGGAAGACACAAAUUACGAAGGCGAUCAAGCAGCUCUUCAAGCGCGUCAAGCCGAGAUGACAAGCAAUAUUGGAAAUACCAGGAAGAGUGUAUGGUAUCCCCUAAGAGGUCUACUUCUCAAAGGCCCGACCCAUCAAGAACAAAAAGAUAUGCCGCCCCACUAGAUGAAGAGAGUUCUCUAGAAAUGAAAAAUAUGUCGCCACAGAGCUCUAGCUUUCAACGACCUUGGAAAGCUUCGGACCGUACUAAAUCCCAAGAACAAAGGGAGUCUAUAUCCUCAGCGCCAAGUGUGGAUGACCGCUAUGACCGUUUGACAUCCUCAUUGACAGCCGAUGGAAGAGCGCCACUCACGCCUAUUCAACCCACUUUCUUUCCGAGUAUUGCAUCCAAUUUAUCGCCUCCAUCAAGCCGGUCACCAUCCCCGUCGAAAGGACGGUUCCCACGUGCCAUCAUCCCUCGCCGGGAGAGAAGCAAGAGCAACUCGCGACCUAAAGAUGCCGUCGACAAUAGUUCCCUAGAAUCAGAGGUACUACGUAUCAACAGUUUAUCGGAAUACUCAGAGGGUUUGCCUCGCACUGGUAGACUGGAACCGAGCCCACUUCCAAAUCAAAUUCCCUCUACGCAUCAAGAUGGCCGGGUAAGGUCGAGCCAGCAAGUACGGAAAGGGCUGGCACAGCAUGAGUCCAAACUCCGUGGCAUCUUCAAAGGCCCUGGGAAGAUCGCUGAAAAGGUUGGUAAUGAAAAAGAUUCCUUGGCCCAUUCGCGACAAUCUUCUUUUGAAUCACACGUCACGUCCGACGAGGAGAAUAUCCUAACCGAUGCCGAAGAAUCAAAAGGUGAUAGGGCCCCUGAUCUCAAGACCCCAUUACCUCGUGGGGAGUCAGAGAAAGCAUCUGGGAAAAAUUACCUAUCUGCGCCGUCACCCUUUCCAUCUCCCCCCCGCCAGGGCGAUCAAUCUGAGGGCCAUAGAAGAUCUGAUUUGGAGAUGAAGAGCACGAGGGAUACCGAAAGCAAAGACGAAGCUCUAUUGAUAUCUAAGCAGAAGAGGCCCGAUGCCCGCAAGAAACCCGAGAAGGUUCCAACUUUUGGCCCUGAGCUACAUACUAUCCGAGAACAAAUUAAGAAAGGCCGAAUAAAGGAUCCAUCUGUGCCAUACAGUCUCACUCGGCCCCCGAUCACGGGCCUUGCACAAGCAAAGGCAUCACAUGAACCGUCCUCCCACGAAAGGCGUUCCACGUCAUCCAGCCAGUCCAGAAGCUGGAGUAUCUCUGAGCGCAGUGUUUCUACCUCGAUAGAAUCCGGAGUCCCGGCAAAACGAGAAGUCGAACGUACCCGUGCGCUCCUUCUCUCUUCAGGUAUCAAGGCGCGAGAGAUCACUCGCCGGGCUCAUACUGUACGAAGUCCUCCGCCUGAGUUUCUUCGACGCGCGUUUGGCUCCGACAUGCCAGUUCCGGAGGUGCCCCGGUCGCAUGAGUUCGAUCUUGCUGUUCAAGCCUUAGUAAGGAGGUUUGAGAAGUCGGAGGAGCUCUUCACGCGAUCGAUGGAUAGUUAUCCUGAUGCUAAAACGUCAGCUCUGAGAUCUCACCUCGGCGAACUUGAAGAUCUCGUCAACAAUUCGCUCAAUCCACGUGUGCGGGCUGCCGCACAAGAUGCGGAAGAUUUGAGCAUUCAGCUCAAUACGACCAGCACCCUCGCGGUGAAACAGCUGAGCGACACGCUCGACAAAGGAAUUCGGAGGCGACAUCGCCGGUUACGCUGGAUACGACGUACCGGAUUUGUGAUGCUCGAAUGGGCCCUUGUUGGAAUAUUGUGGUGGGUAUGGUUGAUUGUCAUGGCUUUCAAGCUUUUACGCGGUGUUUUCCGAGGAGUAAUAUCUGGUGUUAGGUGGGUACUCUGGCUGUGA
Molecule: messenger RNA, 5505 nt
Organism: Aspergillus caelatus
Lineage: Eukaryota; Fungi; Ascomycota; Eurotiomycetes; Eurotiales; Aspergillaceae
Product: MICOS complex subunit MIC60
Exons: 7
Coding region: 1-5505 (1834 amino acids)
Source: RefSeq, a predicted model, not a curated record